Messenger RNA from Loa loa (African eye worm), 1065 nucleotides. Its product is annotated as ribosomal protein L19. Gene Ontology annotation, biological process: translation. The transcript has 6 exons. Gene Ontology annotation, cellular component: mitochondrial large ribosomal subunit; ribosome. The coding region runs from base 137 to 1000 and encodes 287 amino acids. The record is from RefSeq and is a predicted model, not a curated record. NCBI's taxonomy places the organism in Eukaryota, Metazoa, Nematoda, Chromadorea, Rhabditida, Onchocercidae. Gene Ontology annotation, molecular function: structural constituent of ribosome.
GCUUCAGGAGAACCAAGAGCCUCAGGAAUCUACUACUGCUUCCUAUCUCGUAUUAAGAAAUACCAGAAUCUGGAGGCUCACGAAGUAAAUUGGAACGUAAAUUGGCUUAGGAUACUUGUGAUCCAGAAGCUUCACAAUGCAGUGCAACAUCAGGAUACUGCCUCUGGAAGCUAGGAUAAUCGGUCAACGCGCAUAUCGUCGCCUCUCCCAUGAAGAAAGGAAAAUCAGGCUUGAGAGGCACAUACCAAAUUUCCGAGAGGUGUAUCCGGAUUUCCAACCCACCUCCAUGUAUGGAAGACGAAAUUUGCUGCGAGAGGAACUGGAAAGGAAAGACAUGUUAGAGCGCCGUUUACGAAUAGAUAUUCCUGAAUUCUACGUUGGUUCCAUUGUUGCUGUUACUUAUUCGGAUAAAAAAUUAGUGGAAUUGAAGAAUCGAUUUUUGGGCAUAUGCAUUAGCCGAAGGUUGGAAGGUUUGAAGUCGCAAUUCACACUACGGAACAUUAUCGAGGGAAUAGGUGUGGAAAUUAUGUACGAAAUGUAUACACCAACGAUUACCAAAAUAGAAGUAAUCAAGUUGGAAAAGCGCUUGGAUGAUGAUUUAAGCUAUUUGGUUGACGCUUACCCCGAAUAUAGUACAUUUAAUAUUCACAUGGAACCUACGUCUCAUAUUGUUGGAAAACCAAUUCCCAUAAAUCCGCUAAAGGUUAAACUGCGUCCACCACCAUGGACAAGGAGAUGGGAACUUUUUGAUUAUAAAGGAAUAGAAGAUGUAUGGAGUGAGCAAACUCCGUGGUAUAAAAAGAAAUUUAGGAGAACUAAGAUCACUGACCUCCGCAAAUAUGAUCUCAUAGCCGAUUAUCGUCAAAUAGCGACAGAUAUCGAUGAAGAAUUGCUAAUUGAACAGGAAAUGCUGGAUUUUGAAACUCAAAAACAGCAAGCCGGUGCAACUAAGAGGAAGAUAUUGCGAUCUGCUGAGCAACCACAUAGCCACGAUUUAUAAAUUUCCGCUUCUACAUCUAUGUAUAUGUUUGCUGUAGUUGGUCCUGAAGUUUGUCAUAAAGGCGU